AUGGAUAGCGAUCGACUGUCGCCGCGCCAAUCUGGAAAGUUCAUCGCCGAACGCGCCGAGCACAUCAAGUUCGACGAGGCGGCCGUACAAAAGGUUGCUGCGAUGAUACUGGAUGCGGCAACGAACGGCGAGCUGACGCAGGUCCAAUUUGCCGCCCAAGACGUUCACCCAAGGGGCGGAGGAGUGGCAGCGAUAGAAUGGGUAUUCCUCCUCGACACCAUCAACUUCUCCUUCUGGCCCGAUGAGGGAAGUGCUUGGGAGAUUACUUGGAAGGGCACGAAACAAACUGGCUAUUUUGGAGCCUGCGCGGCCGUGAAUAUCGCCAUGGAGAAUGGGGUUCCGAUGACCAGUGCAAAAUGGAUGUCGGAAGUGACGGCGGCCGAGUUGGGGCCAAUUCUAAGGUCUUCGAUAGAGCCUUACAACGACAUUCCGCUGUUGGCAGAACGAGUAAAGGCGGUCAACGAGUCCGGGAAGAUAUUGUUGGAAAAAUUCGACGGCUCCUUUUACAAUGUUGUGAAUCAAGCCGACGGCAGCUGCAAGCGACUUCUCGAAUUGAUCGUCGAAAACUUCCCGUCAUUCCGCGAUUUUGCGGAAUACAAAGGGCAAAAAGUCUCAUUGCUGAAGCGGGCCCAAAUCUUGGUCAUGGACGUCUACGGCGCGUUGGAAGGGCAGCUCGACGGGAAAUUUGGCGACCUCUCGGAGCUGACGAUGUUUGCCGACUAUCGCGUCCCACAAGUGAUGGCCUAUUUGGGCAUCUUUGACUAUUCGGAGGGGCUGCUGGAAAAGCUGAAGAACAAGGUGCUGCUGCCAAAUGGGAGCCCGGAAGAGGUCGAGAUUCGUGGGUGCAGCAUUGCCGGAUGUGACCGCAUAUACGAGGCAGUGCAACAACUGGCCGAAAAGUGCGGCCAGGAACAUCAGAAAGUGACAGCCGGAGACAUUGACGUCUUUCUCUGGAUGUUCCGACGCAAACACGCCGUAGAGAUUGAGCCACGGGUGCCAAUGCAUCGCACCAGAUGCAUCUACUAC
Mesorhabditis spiculigera is the source of this 1026-nucleotide messenger RNA. The record is from the annotation of a GenBank genome assembly. Lineage: Eukaryota; Metazoa; Nematoda; Chromadorea; Rhabditida; Rhabditidae.